AUGUCUGUACCGGUCGCACCAGUCCAGCACCUGGAGAAAGUCGAGCUGAGCGGAUCCAAGAUCGAUAUUAUUCUGUCAGAACUAGGAGAAUGGCUUCUGAAUGCCAAAUUUGACCUAGGUGCAAAAAUAGACAAAUGUGCAGAUACAGAGCUAGGUCAGCGGUGUCAACCCCUCUUUGACGAGUUAGGAUUACUUUCUAAGUUUCGUACUCAGCAGACCCGAACUCAAUACAAUGUGAUACGAAUUCAUUCUCAAGAGCCUAUAAAAUUCUCUGCCUCUGCAUGA
Messenger RNA from Botrytis porri, 285 nucleotides. RefSeq lists its product as uncharacterized. NCBI's taxonomy places the organism in Eukaryota, Fungi, Ascomycota, Leotiomycetes, Helotiales, Sclerotiniaceae. The record is from RefSeq and is a predicted model, not a curated record. The coding region runs from base 1 to 285 and encodes 94 amino acids. The transcript is spliced from 2 exons.